AGUCAAGCCGAGGGCGGGGCGAAGGGAGGCGAAAGAACAUUCUGACAAGUUUGUCCACGCAUUUCACGUCGGGCUCGGCGGCGGAGUUUACGGCCGGUCCCUAAACAACAACAACAACAAACAAACAAACAAGCAAACGAGUAAAUAAAACGAAGCGAACGGCUGUCUCCGGGGUAGCAGUGCGGCUCAGCGACCAGAUCGGAUCAUGGACGGAAUGUACGCAUGGGGACAGACCCCGCUAAACCAAGGCAAACCUUUCAUAGAGAUCAUCGAGCAACCCAAACAGAGGGGCAUGAGGUUCAGGUACAAGUGCGAGGGACGUUCGGCGGGCAGCAUCCCAGGAGAGAAGAGCAACGACACCACCAAGACCCACCCCGCCAUCAAGGUGCACAACUAUAGCGGCCCCCUGCGCGUUCGCAUCUCGCUGGUGACCAAGAACACGCCGCAUAAGCCCCACCCCCACGAGCUGGUGGGGAAAGACUGCAAGCACGGCUACUACGAGGCAGAGCUGCAGGAGAGGCGGAUACACAGUUUUCAGAACCUGGGCAUUCAGUGUGUGAAGAAAAAGGAUGUAGGGGAGGCUGUCACUUGUAGGCUGCAGACCCACAAUAACCCCUUCAACAUUCCUGAGGCCAAGGUGUGGGAGGAGGAGUUUGACCUGAAUUCAGUCCGGCUGUGCUUCCAAGCUUCCAUCACACUGCCUACAGGAGAGCUGUUUGCCCUGAAACCUGCAGUGUCCCAUCCCAUCUUUGACAACAGGGCCCCGAACACGGCCGAACUGAAAAUCUGCCGAGUGAAUAGGAACUCUGGGAACUGCAAAGGAGGGGACGAAAUCUUUCUACUCUGUGACAAAGUGCAGAAAGAAGACAUUGAGGUGCGCUUCUUCCAGGACUCCUGGGAGGGAAAGGGAACUUUCUCCCAGGCUGACGUGCAUAGGCAGGUGGCCAUCGUGUUUCGCACCCCGCCCUACCGCGACACCAACCUGACCGAGCCCGUGAGAGUCAAGAUGCAGCUCCGAAGACCCUCCGACCGCGAGGUCAGCGAGCCAAUGGACUUCCAGUACCUGCCCUCAGACCCAGAUGAACAUAGGCUGGCGGAGAAGCGGAAAUGCACAGGGAACAUGUUCCAGAGCCUGAAGUUGGGAACUAUGCUACCUGGAGUGACCAAUCCACCAGAAAGAAGGCCCAUAAACACUGCUCGGAGGACAGUCACAGCCAAGCCUCCAAUGAUGAAUGUACAAGCUGCAGGUUUGAAUCCAGUGAUGCCCUCUAACGGUAGCGGAGUGAAGCCACAGCCCUCCUACUCUCCUUUCGGCCAGCCAGGCCAGCUCUUCUCUGUCCAGCCCAAGGCAGAGGCCCCCUCCACUGUCUCAUCCACCACUGCCAGCCAAACAUGGAAGUUCAUGGAAAACCUGACCCUGGAGAACCAGCCUAAAGCCACCCCAGUGCCCAGCUACACCCUGGCCCAAACCGCAACAUCCUCCAACACCUCCGCUCAGGAGUACUCUACUGUCAACCUGUCUGACCUUCAUGACUUCCCCUUCCCCACCUUCUCUCAGACCGCCGCCCAGGAGCCCUCAGCCUCUCAGAGCACCACCACCUCCUCACAGCCCAACUCUUCCUUUACCCUCCCUGUGGGCUCCCAGUUCAGGGUGGACGCCUCGCUUGGGGACGAUGAUAUCCCAGAGUUCCCUAGUUUUCCUGAGGCCCAGGCCCAGGCCACAGGAACCCUGGAGGGUUUGAUCAUGGAUGAUUUUGAUGAUCUGCUGAUGCAGCGGCUGGUGAGUGAAAGUGGAAAUAGCUCGUCCAUGGUGACUCAAAAUCCAUGCCAUCAAGCCUCCUCCGCCAGCUCUUCUAUUGCUCAGAGCAACACGACAUCCCAGAACCCUAACGACCCAGCCAGCCAACCGGGAAGUACAUGGAUGAAUUAUCCCAAUAGCAUCGUCAGCCUGCUGCAGAGUGAGAGUAUGAUGGACAGUUCACCCAGCAACCCUAUCCAGCGUGUUGCCUUGGAUGAGUUUGAUGUGCUGACGUCAGCCGAUGAGGAUCGUCUUAUGUCCAUCUUGAAUAGCAGUUGCCAAGCGGGGUUUGUUUCAGGGCACCAAACUUAGAGGUCAACCAUGAGAUUUUUUAAAAAAAAAAGAUGAUUUAUUUAUAGCUGUAUUCAUCAGACCACUUGUUUCUGUCCUUCUACCCUUUCGGACUGAAAUCGCUUUGGAUUCCUUUUGAUAUUCUGUCAAGCGAAAAAAGGAAAUGAGGUGAAUAUGAAGGGUUGAAUGAGAGACAGAACCUGGCAGCAUUCCUCACUGUGUGUACCCGGUUAUCAAAAUGCCAUAUUGAUCUGUAUGGUAUUUCAUGUGGACUGAGUUGAUUUGAGGUUUUGGUCCCGUAAGGCCUUGACCAGUGAACCGUCUGUGACAAAGACGCAGGACUGUUGGUCUUUAAAUGCAAUAUCCCUUUACAAACUUAUAAUUCUGCUUUUGACAGAAGCAUGUCAGUGUUCAGGAGCUCAACUUAUUUAUCAGCUUAGUAUAAUUGUACGUCAAAAUGUUUCACUGUAAAAGUUAAUCAGAUUCAUUGCUCAACAGAAUAAUUAAUAUUUUGUCAGAGCAGGUAAAACAGGUUUUGUAUAUUACCAGAUAAUCAGUUUAGUUCUGACCGUUCUGUUACCUUUUGUUUCCUUUACUUGCAGUGAAUUGAUUACUCUUUUUU
Lampris incognitus (smalleye Pacific opah) is the source of this 2711-nucleotide messenger RNA. It is a transcript of the gene rela, whose product is annotated as v-rel avian reticuloendotheliosis viral oncogene homolog A. Bases 206 to 2110 code for a protein of 634 amino acids. Lineage: Eukaryota; Metazoa; Chordata; Actinopteri; Lampriformes; Lampridae. The record is from RefSeq and is a predicted model, not a curated record. Gene Ontology annotation, biological process: non-canonical NF-kappaB signal transduction; cellular response to stress; canonical NF-kappaB signal transduction. The transcript has 11 exons. Gene Ontology annotation, molecular function: DNA-binding transcription factor activity, RNA polymerase II-specific; RNA polymerase II cis-regulatory region sequence-specific DNA binding. Gene Ontology annotation, cellular component: cytoplasm.